AUGUCUACUUAUCUUGUGGCAGUUGUGGUGGGAGAGUAUGAUUAUGUUGAAAAGAAAUCUCGGGAUGGUGUCUUAGUUAGAGUGUAUACACCCGUAGGCAAGAGUAAACAGGGCUUAUUUGCAUUAGAAGUUGCAGCACGAGUCUUACCUUAUUAUAAAGAAUACUUUGAUAUAGCUUAUCCACUACCAAAGAUUGAUUUAAUAGCAAUUGCAGAUUUCUCUGCUGGUGCUAUGGAAAACUGGGGUCUGGUAACAUACAGAGAGACAUGCCUUUUGGUUGAUGAAGAACAUACUUCAGCUGUGCGUAGACAGUGGAUAGCUUUAGUUGUAGGCCAUGAGCUGGCACAUCAGUGGUUUGGUAACCUUGUCACCAUGGAGUGGUGGACUCAUCUUUGGCUCAAUGAAGGAUAUGCUUCGUUUGUUGAAUUUCUAUGUGUAAAUCAUCUUUUUCCUGAAUAUGAUAUUUGGACACAAUUUGUAACUGAAACUUAUAUCAGAGCACUGGAAUUGGAUUGUUUGAAGAAUUCACACCCUAUAGAAGUACCGGUAGGGCAUCCUUCAGAAAUAGAUGAGAUAUUUGACGAUAUAUCAUACAACAAAGGGGCUUCUGUUAUACGUAUGUUACAUAAAUACAUUGGUGAUGAUGACUUUCGAAAAGGCAUGAAUAUUUAUUUAACAAGGCACCAGUAUAAAAAUACUUUUACAGAAGAUUUAUGGGCAGCAUUAGAAGAAGCUUCAAAUAAACCUGUAGGAGCCGUUAUGUCAACCUGGACUAAGCAGAUGGGUUUCCCCAUGGUGCAGGUUACCUCGGAGCAAAAGGGACCAAACCGUGUUUUGAAGAUGACUCAGCAAAAGUUUUGUGCUGAUGGUAGCCAAGGUGAUGACACACUAUGGAUGAUUCCAAUAACUAUAUCAACACAGGAACAACCUUCAAAGGUUGCUCUGUCUACUGUAUUAGACAAGAGGUCUCAAGAAGUGGUAAUGGAAAAUGUAGCUGAGAGCUCAUGGGUCAAACUUAAUCCAGGAACUGUGGGAUAUUACCGCACCCGCUACUCAGCUGUAAUGUUGGAACAGCUAGUGACUGCUAUCCGAGAUGGCUCAUUGCCGCCUCUAGACCGACUCGGCCUGUUAGAUGAUUGUUUCGCCCUUGUCCAAGCUGGUCACACACAAACCUCGGAGUCACUGAAACUCAUGGAGGCAUUCAGCAAUGAAACCAACUUUACAGUUUGGUCUUCAAUAUCAAAUUGUAUGUCUAAGCUGAGUGCACUUUUUUCAUACACAGCUUUGGACAAGCCUCUAAAGAAUUAUGGCCGUAAACUUUUCUCCAAUGUCACCAAAAGGUUAGGAUGGGAUGCAGAGGAAAAGGAAAGUCAUCUUGAUACACUUCUCAGGAGCUUAGUGCUAAAUAAAAUGAUCAGCUUUGAAGACCCGGACACUAUAAAAGAAGCAAAGAGUCGAUUCGAGAAGCACAUAUCGGGGGUAUGCGCACUCCCGGCUGAUUUACGGUCAGCAUGUUACCGAGCGGUGCUGGCCGAAGCAGAUGAAGCUACAUUUCAGCGGUUUCUGGAAUUGUACCGUGCAGCUGACUUGCACGAAGAGAAAGACCGUAUUAGCCGUGCGCUUGGGGCUGUGAAAGAUCCUGCUCUCCUUAAACGUGUCCUUGACUUCGCUGUAUCGGAUGAAGUCCGCUCUCAAGAUACUGUAUUUGUGAUAGUAUCCGUGGCUGUAAGUAAGAAUGGACGUGAUCUUGCAUGGCAGUUCUUCAAAGAUCAUUGGCAGGAAUUGAUGGAUCGCUACCAGGGCGGCUUCUUGCUUGCGCGUCUCGUUAAAUCGACGACGGAGAACUUCGCGUCGGAGGCGAGCGCGCAAGAGAUCGAGGAGUUCUUCGCGGCGCACCAGUCGCCGGGCACCGAGCGCUCGGUGCAGCAGGCGCUGGAGACGGUGCGCCUCAACGCCGCCUGGCUGCGCCGCGACCUCGCCUCCACCGACUCCUACCUGCAGCCCUACCACUGA
Messenger RNA from Parnassius apollo (apollo), 2013 nucleotides. NCBI's taxonomy places the organism in Eukaryota, Metazoa, Arthropoda, Insecta, Lepidoptera, Papilionidae. The record is from the annotation of a GenBank genome assembly.